Messenger RNA from Solanum dulcamara, 1168 nucleotides. RefSeq lists its product as uncharacterized. NCBI's taxonomy places the organism in Eukaryota, Viridiplantae, Streptophyta, Magnoliopsida, Solanales, Solanaceae. The record is from RefSeq and is a predicted model, not a curated record. Gene Ontology annotation, biological process: root development; shoot system development. Bases 346 to 1152 code for a protein of 268 amino acids. The transcript is spliced from 2 exons.
GAAUAUUCAAUCAAAUAAAAUGUUCGGAUCACAGUAUUGACAGCAAUUCUGGAGACAGAAAGGAUCAAAUCUUUUAAACACCCACAUGAUUAUUAGAUGCCUCACGUUCAUCCCAUUACUAGGAGGACUAAUUAAAGUAAUCAGUAGAACCUUUUGUUGGCCAAAUGUGUAGCAGGUUUACAAGUUCCAAAAAGAUCCAUCAGUGCAACACAUACUGAUUUAAUUAGGCAAUUGUUCAUCUUAUCUCCUCCUUAUGGUGUUCUGCCUAUAAAUACCAAUUCUGAUGCUUCAAUUCCAUCAACACUGAGAGAUAUCCCCUCAUCAAAGAAAAAAAACACAUAAGAAAUGGAUGCUCUUUCUUCAAAACCCAAUCACGUUCGAUCAAUCAGUUUUCCCGGGAGAUCACACCCUACCACACAGAGUGUUGAAGAGGAGCUCAACAAGCUCCAAUCAUUGGAAGUAUUAGUUGCCCCAGCAGCUGUGAGCAAUGGUCUACUCGGUUUGGAGAAAUUAUAUAAGUGCAUAGAUGAUCUUCCCAACUUACCUCAAACCCUUCAAGCCCUCUCUCAGAGUCUAAAUGUAAAAUGGCUUGACGAGUUAUUGGAUAAAUCACUGAGGCUUCUUGAUCUUUGUGGGACAUUAAGAGAACUCGUCUCACAAUGUAAAGAAAAUGUAAGAGAUCUACAAUCAGCUCUCAGAAGGAGAAAAGGAGAUUCAACUACAAAUGACAGCGUUGAAAGAUUUACCUCUUUCAGCAAAAAGAUGAAGAGGGACUCCAAAAGAUCUGUCUCAACUUUGAAACAAAUGGAUCAAGAGACUGCAGUAUCAGUAUUGCUAGAUGCAGAUCAAGAUACAAUAGCUGUAAUUCGAGCAUUAAGAGAAGCUAAUACAGUGUGCCUUUCAUAUUUUCAAAAGCUCUUGUCCUGUUUGUGUGUGCCACUUUUGAAGCCUGAGCCAUCAAAAUGGUCACUGCUUUCAAGAUUGAUACAAAAAGACAGAAUAGCAUCUGAAUGCCAAGAAGAAAACAUGAGCUUGGGAACAAGGUUGGAAACUUUCGAGGCUUACCUAUACAGCUUUGAAGAUGGAUUGGAAGCAAUAUAUAGGUGUCUAAUUAGAUCUAGAAGCUCGCUCCUCAAUAUUUUCUCCUGCUAAUCUGACAGUUGUUAUU